This is a messenger RNA of Rubroshorea leprosula, 2822 nucleotides long. The record is from the annotation of a GenBank genome assembly. Lineage: Eukaryota; Viridiplantae; Streptophyta; Magnoliopsida; Malvales; Dipterocarpaceae.
GGGUUUAACUAGUAGGGAGCGUCAAUUCAUAGAGAUGAUGUGUAAUGGGGAGUAUUUGCAUAAAGACCUAGAAGAAGCCAUAGAUUAUUUAAAUGAGUUAGCUGAAAAAGCUCACACUUGGACAGGAUCUAGUGCCACUGAUAGUACUAAUAGGUCAAGAUCAUCUGGGAUUUACCACCUUAGGGAGGAAGAUAACCUUAAAGCCCAAUUAGAAGCUACGACUAGGGAACUUGAGACCUUAAAAAUGAAAAAUAGAGUCACCCACACAAUUGCUAAGGUAGAAGCUCAGGCUCCAUGUUUUGUUUGUGGGGGAUUGGAUCAUUUAGCUCAAGAUUGCCUAACCUAUCUUGGAGGAACCAUCCCAAUUUUAGUUGGAAGGCUAAUCAAAACCAUCCCACAUCGUCUAGCAAUACUUGGAAUAGUGAAGCUCAACCAUGCAAGUCUUACCCCUACACCUCAAUACAAUGCACGACCAAAUAGGAAUCCUUUAGAGGAAACUCUUAAGGCAUUUAUGGAGGCACAAAAUAAGACUAACCAAAAGUUUGAUUCUAUUUUUACACAGGUGGUUGAAGAAAACAAAGAUAUCAAGAGUCAACUAACUAAGUUGACCAAUGCUCUUACUAUCCAAGAACGAGGUAAGAUUCCAUCUCAACCUCAAGCUAAUCCUAAAAAUUUACAUUUGGUGCAGGAAUCUAUCUUUAAUUCCGAGAACAUUAUAGGGGUCAACGCAAUCAUGACUCGUACUAGUAAGGUUAUAGAGCCAUUACAAAAAUCACCUCAACUAAAGGACACUACUCCAAGUAACCAUGAAGACGACCUGUUGGAAAAGCCUGAGAAAAAGGUCCCACUUCGAGUUCCUUUCCCUCAAGCUCUCAAAACUGGAAAGAUUUCAGACAACCAAGGUGAGAUUUUAGAAAUUUUGAAACAAGUUAAGAUUAAUCUACCUUUGUUGCGUGUGAUUAAACAGGUACCAACUUAUGCCAAAGUGAUCAAGGAUCUAUGCACCAUGAAAAGGAAACACCAUGUCAAGAAAACUGCAUUCUUGAUAGAACAAGUAAAUGCGCUAGAUCUUGGAGAGAUAAAACCCACAUCUGUGGUGUUACAAUUGGUUGAUCGUUAUUGUAGGAAACCAAGAGGGAUAGUAGAAGAUGUUUUGCUUCAGAUUGAUAAAUUUUAUUAUCCUGUUGAUUUUCUUGUGAAUGGUUUGAUGAAACUUUCAUUUGGGAACAUGACUCUUGAGGAUAAGCAAAAGAAGUUUUGGCAACCACGCUUUGAGGAGUUGCCAUGUGAAAGGGAACAACCAAAGCCAUCUUCACGAGAGACACCAAAAGUCGAGUUAUCCCCACUUCUUGAAGGGUUGAAACAUGCAUUCUUGGGUCCAGGUGAUACCUUUCCUGUUAUAAUAUCUUCUAAACUUAGUGCUGAGCAAGAGGAGAAAUUGAUACAUAUAUUAAACGAACAUAAAUCUACACUAGGUUGGACUAUAGCUGACAUUAAAGGUAUAAGCUCGUUGAUUUGUUCUCAUAGGAUUCAUUUAGAAGAAGGAUCUAUCCCACGUAGAAACCCUCAAAGAAAAUUGAACCCAACAAUGAAAGAAGUUGUGAAAAAAGAGGUCUUGAAAUUGUUAGAUGCAGGAAUCAUAUAUCCUAUAUCUGAUAGUAAAUGGGUUAGUCCUACUCAAGUAGUGCCAAAGAAAUCAGGGGUAACAGUAGUUGAAAAUGACGAGGGAGUUCUUGUACCAACUAGGGCAGUAACUAGGUGUGAGGAAAAAGGAGUUGUGCUUAAUUGGGAAAAAUGUCAUUUCAUGGUGUCUUCAAGUAUUGUUUUGGGACAUAUUGUGUCUGAAAGAGGAAUAGAGGUUGAUAGGGACAAAAUUGAGUUGAUCUCUAAAUUACCUACACCCAAAACGUUUAAUGACUCCAAUAUUGAAAGUUCACCAAUUCGAGAUGACUUCCCUGAUGAACAUUUGCUCACUGUUAGCCAAGUUCCAUGGUGCCAAAAGUUAGGUGCAUUAACUCGUCGUCACAUGAUGCCUCUUAACCCAAUUCUAGUCAUUGAGAUUUUUGAUUGUUGGGGUAUUGAUUUCAUGGGACCAUUUCCAUCUUCUUUUGGUUACCUUUGUAUUCUUCUUGCUGUUGAUUGUGUGUCUAAAUGGGUUGAAGCUAUACCUUGUCGUACCAAUGAUAACAAAGUAGUUGUUAAGUUCUUCAAAGAAAAUGUGUUAUCUAGGGAGGUAAAACAAAUUUUAGAGAAAACAGUAAACCCAAACAGCAAAGUUUGGUCUUUACGCCUUUCAGAUGCACUAUGGGCAUAUCGCACUGCCUAUAAGACUAUUCUUGGGAUGUCUCUGUAUCGGCUUGUAUAUGGGAAAGCAUGUCAUUUGCCUGUGGAACUUGAACAUAAAGCUUAUUGGGCUACUAAAGCACUUAAUUUUGAUUUGAAUGCUGCAGGAAAGUUAAGGUUUAGAUGGACAGGGCCAUUUGUGGUGAAACAGGUUUUCCCUAAUGGUGCGGUUGAGAUUGAGGAUCCAAUCGAUGGGAGAAAUUUUCGAGUUAAUGGACAACGAUUGAAGCAAUAUGUGGAGCGAGUAGACCAACCUGAGGAGAUCACUCUCGUGACUCCAAUCUAUGAGACAUAAUCAGGUUUUAUCUUUCCAGACUAUCAUUUGUUUUUCUUAUUUUCUUCUAUUAGUUUUUCUUUUAUUAGUUUUUCUUUAGGUUUCCUUCCCUAGUUAUUACAUUUUAGGGUUGCCUUUGUUUCUUUUAUGCCAGUGAGGAACACUGUCUCGUUUAGGUUGGGGGUGGUAGCAUUGCAUGCACAUU